Messenger RNA from Funneliformis caledonium, 420 nucleotides. The record is from the annotation of a GenBank genome assembly. Lineage: Eukaryota; Fungi; Glomeromycota; Glomeromycetes; Glomerales; Glomeraceae.
AUGAAUAAACUUGAACUACAUUUUUCUAAUAUCAGACGUUUGUCAACUGGAAUGGCCAAAUCGAUGUUGCGUAAUAUGAAUUCCGAAGAUGUACGUGUUUAUACUACAAUUGCAGGAAUUAGUUGUGGAUCGCUUAUAGGCGUUUGGAAAAUGAUCAGGCAAGCUGAAGAGCAGGUUGAUAAACGGAUCAAUAAUACUAUUGAACAGGUUGAUAGACGAAUCAAUAAUACUAUUGAUCAGGUUGAUAAACGGAUCGAUAAUACUAUUGAUCAGGUUGAUAAACGGAUCGAUAAAGCAGAAGAACGGGUUAAUAAACGAAUAGAUCAAGCUGAAGAACGGCUUAAAGAACGGAUUGAUAAUGUUAAGGACGACGUUAAUAAACGGAUGGAUGACGUUAAUAAAGUAGGUUACGUUACUUAA